Messenger RNA from Ricinus communis (castor bean), 1083 nucleotides. RefSeq lists its product as uncharacterized. The coding region runs from base 1 to 1083 and encodes 360 amino acids. NCBI's taxonomy places the organism in Eukaryota, Viridiplantae, Streptophyta, Magnoliopsida, Malpighiales, Euphorbiaceae. The record is from RefSeq and is a predicted model, not a curated record. The transcript has 4 exons.
AUGGCCAUGAACAACUACCAGCGGCAAUCCUCUAGGAUUGAUCAACCAGUUAGAUUCUACAGCACCCUUGGCAGCUCAGGUGGAGCUCUUGGCCAAGAAAAUAGACCAGCUCCAAAUGCCAGUUCAUGCAAUACAGAUUGGCUUGCACUUAGGAAUCAACAGGCUUCCAUUCAGAAUUUUGAGACUCAAAUAGGCCAAAUUUCUAUGAUGUUGGCUGAGAGACAGCCAAGGACUCAGCCUAACACUAUAGAGUCCAACCCGAUGGAGCACGUGAAUGCAAUUAUAUUGCAGUCAAGUAAGUAUGUUCCUAGUCCUUCUUCUGUUUCUAACAAUAAUCCUGAUGCGCAGGUAGAUUUAAGUAGGGAAGUUGAAGCUACCAAGCCAAAGGAACUAGAGAAGGAAGAGGCAAAGGAGAUUCCAUUGAGGGAAUACCAGCCUAAAAUUUCGUUCCCUACUAGAUUGAAGCAGGCGCAAGUCGAGCAGCAGUUUGGUAACUUAUCUAUUAAUGAUGCUUUAGCUGAUUUAGGGUCUGACAUUAAUGUAAUGUCAUACAGCCUAUUUGCAAAGUUGGGGCUGAGAGAGACCAAACCCACUAGGAUGAGUAUACAGUUAGCUGAUAGAUCUGUUAAGUAUCCUAGGGGUAUUGUAGAGAAUGUGCUUAUAAAAGUAAAUAAAUUUAUAUUUCCAGUUGAUCUUGUGAUCUUAGACAUGAACAGUGAGAGUAGUGUACCCUUAAUUUUAGAUCAUAAUAAUGUUGUGUAUGCUGUUAAUGUAUUUGACGAUGCUAUUGAGACACAGUUGCAGGAAAUAUUAGUUGAAGACCCUUUACAAGUCACUUUGCCAAUGGGAGAUGAGCAUGAGUUGUCAAAUGAGGAAAUGUUGGAGCAGCUUGAGUUUCUGUUAGCAAACGAGUCAAGCAACAAAAUUAAUGAGUUUACUGUGAUUGAUAGGAUAAGUGUGCAGAAGUUGAGGCCAUCACUUGAGGAACCGCUGGUUCUCGAUUUGAAAGAGCUUUCACAGUGUCUUGACUAUGCGCAUAUAGAUGAGGAUAACAACUGCCUGUCAUUCCAACAGCAGACUUGA